GUAAAUUCCUGUUUAAUUUUAUAAUAAAUUGAGUCAAAAAUAUUACUUAAGUAUGAUUAAAAUAGCUCAUUAAACUAAGAAUCUAGAUAAGGUUCUAAAGAAAUAAUAAAAAUAGAAUCAGUUCAACGUUUCGAAUUAGAUCUAACCUCUAAAAUGUAAAGGCGGCACUUUAUGAAAAGGUUUCUAAUAGUGCUUAGUUCAGUUUCUAGUUGAUUUAUUAUAAAUUCAGGAAUGGCGACAUCCGGUGCCUGUUAUUGGAAAUGCCUGUGGCGGUGGAUAACUUCCCAGAGCCUGACAGAGCAGGAGUUAACAAAAGUUUUAGACAAGACUGUUGUGGAGUCCUUGCGUCAAGGGCUGAACAGCUACAGGCCUCUCAAGCCGGAGUUGUACUCCCAACUCCAGUCAAAGUAUCCGGAUCAAACGAGGCUUUUGAGUGUUGUACAAAUAUUACAGAACUAUAUUGAUGUGGAUAGUUUUCAAGUUUGGGAUAUUCUCAAACAUCAUAUAUGUGACAUCUACUAUGGUACACCAGAUAACGCUUUAAAAAAUAUUGCAUUUGUGGACACUAGACCAUCAUUCCUCUUACCGAAUACAUGGAACUUUUAUUACUCGGAGAGAUUGUUCCUACUUAAACUUCUGCAGUAUAUUAUACAAUUUAAAUCAGAUAACACUCACAAAUAUAGCGAGUGUUUCAGAAAAAUAAUAUCAGAGAUACAGAUGAAGAAUUUGAGAACAUCUCUCAUUGCACAAUUUGAGAAGGUAUUGUCGUUAGCGCCUCCGUCACGGCGAAUACAGACUGACUUUGGCAGUGAUGCUGUGAGACAGGAGUGGGCAGAGUCGAACAUGAGGGAGCAGCUCGCUAUACUCCAAAUACUUAUAUUGAUAAGUGACGAGGAGCCAUGCCCAGAGACAGACUUCAAUAGCCUCUUCAAGUUGUUCCGGAAACAUAAUUUCGGAAAAAAUCAAAGUUACGGUGAAAUGCUGGAAGAAAGACAUAAGGGAAUGUGUCACAGAAUUAUGUAUACGGAGUUGGGACUGAUUUUAACUUUUCUAGAUAAGAAUAAGAUAAAUGAUUUAUCAUCUUGGAUUAAUAACACUAAGGAGAUAGUGGAGUUUGAGCUGACCAGACUGGAGCCAAAAUCAGAUUGCAGUGUUUUGUUGUUGGCUUGGAUGAUGUUGACUUUGCAGAGUGUGACACAUGCUAGAUUGUUUGAAACUCAAUACCAACAUUAUGGAGCAACUGCAUUGAGGCUGAGAGUGUUUGAAUUCACAAACCAAAUGAUAACAAGCACUGUAUUUUCUGACAAAUCACAGUGUUCCAAAAUCGUCAGACAGAGAAUAUUUGGUCUACUCAAUGACGUGUGUGACAAGUUCGAUGGAGACAGUACAAUAAGUCAUCAGCCGGGUAUCAUGCAGCUUUGUUCCGAAUUGCUGCAAGACGAAGCUAUUGCCUCUCAGUUCUGGGUGCUACAACAAAAGGAGGAAAAUUAUGGUGUGGUGUCACUGUGGAACACUGCUCUGGAAUUCUUUCCUUACAACUUCAAUGCUCUGUCCGUGUUGGCUGCUGGUCUGGCCCAAGCGGGAGCAAGCAGUGUGAGAAAUCUACUAGGCGAACUAAAGAACUUACCAGUAUACACCGAGAUAUACAAUCCAAAUGCGGUGCCACUUAUGACGCUAAGAGGUGACGACGCCAUAAUCGGUCGCGAAUAUUCUCCCAUCCCAGCAUACAAGAUCGAAGCAGGCUCCAAAGCAAGUGUCAUGGAGAGGAAGGAAGGCACAAUGAUUCACUUCCGAACUCCAUACUCAUAUUGGACUGUGCUGAAUAGUGAGAUUGAGAAGACUUUGGAUAGACGACAAGUAUACCAGCAUUUGCAUGCGACUGUCGAGCGAGUUUACGCAGGCAGUAAAGUUUUAAAGGCGGUUUUGAUGAGUUUAGUUGAGAAUAACAAGAGUGAGAUUCCUAAGACGCUGGUGGCGCCUAGUGAAGGCGUUUUUGAUGUGUUGAUUAGGUUCAUGCGGGCCGAGUCUCCCCCGCUAUUACUGUUGGUGGAAUGUCUGAAUGUCUGCACGGCUCUCAUACCUUUAUUUGCAAAGGAGAUACAUUUGAGACUCAUAAACACAGGAUUACUACCUCGUCUGAUCAACCGCCAUCUAACUCAUGUGGAGUACGCCAAUGGCGCUUCUUUGGACUCCGCUACUGUUGGCUCGUAUCUAGUCACUAUAGAACAGACACAGGGAACUUAUAGCUUUCUAGCCGCAUAUAUAGAUAUGUUGUGUGCUUUCUAUCAGGCUUCUGAUGACGAACGAAUCACAUUAGAAAUACUUUUACCCGGACUGAUUUUACUACUAAGAGAAGUAUUCCCGAACGUAAGCAGCUGGAGGUACAACAAUAUAACUGAACGCAAAAACCUUAUUCAGCGCUGUACCAAGUUCCUAACACUUAUUCUAGAAGAGAAUAAGAAGAAAGAACAUACUGUGUUGCUAAGAAAAACUUGUGUGUACAGUCUGCUACAUACUGAAAAUGCUCUGGAACUAUUGAAAAUAACGGCUAUUGGUAAAGAUGGCUUGGAAAAACUAAUACAAGAUGAAAGUGACUGGUUCUCAGGCUCAAACUACUACUGCACUAACGUCCAACACUGCAUUGCCAUAGUCAUGUUCAUACUGAAGCAGAAAGGCCAAACGGGAGACCCAGAGGAAAUGACGCCAUUGGAAAUGCUAGUAUUCGCUCAAAACAAGCAGAAAGAUACGCUUCGAGUGGUGCCAAGAGUGACCAGCUAUAUCAAUAACGCGUUCAGUAAAAGUCUGUCGGUUCUCAGCUGUAGAUUGCUGAAGAAGUUUGCUGAUGGUUUCCAAAUGUCUCUAUUUUCGUCGCUCGACAUGACAGCGUACCAAGUACGGAUGAUGUUUCUAGAACGGUUGCGUGAUGAAAAUGAAACUGUAGCGCUCAAGAAUGCUAUUCUCGACUUUGUUACCACCUGUAUUGGAAAGCAGCCGGGACUCACUGAGGCAUUUUUCAUGAUGAACCACGAGAAGGCUAAAACCGAUGAAAAGACUGCUGAAAAAAAAGAAAAGUCGGAAGAUGAUACUUUUGAGGGUAUUCUUGGGUACAUGGCAGACUAUCUUGGAUUUGUUAAGACCGAUGCAAAACUAUUACACAGUUCAAUAUUGGGCAGUAUAAUGGCGCUGUUCCAUGCACUAUGGAAGAACAACAUGCAGAUACUAGUCAAGAAGUUGAGGGAGCACCCAAAGUUCUGGGAGUACAUGACCAGCCCGUUGUUUAGUGAAAUCCAACCUGGACUCCGGACUUAUGGACAGAUAUUCAACGUCCUCGGCAUAGAGAUGUUUGUUUCCCGAGGGAAACUGGAUGCUAGUCUACAAACAAUGCUCGAACAACUAUUCGAUGUGAACAAGAAGCACCUAGACACUUGGAUCCAGUAUGUGUUCUCAUUUGAAGGCAGAAAUAAUGAGGAGGUUAUAGACCAGGUACCCACUUGGCUGGCUCUUUUAACGUCUUGGAAGGAUUUCACAACCAUAUCCUGCAAAUGUCUACCCAUAAGUCUGAACAUAGCGCACAAAUCUAAAAUGGUAGCACCAUGCAUGUCGGCACUUUUGACUGAGUUGGACGAGUUAAAGGAUGGAAGACUGGUGGUUAUUCUUGCAGAGCUUUAUGUGAUCAUGCUGGCUAACUGGAAAGAAGACUGCUUCGAUAACCGCAAGGCGAGCGCCAAACAAAUUGACAAUUUACUUACCUACACUGCCAUAGUGUACGAAGACUUACACCUGAGAGCCAUACAUGCUAUACUAUCCAUAUGCACUGUGGCAAUCAGUAGCUUGGACUACGAAAUCAAAGCUAACGCUGAGCUGUCUCAGAGCAUAAUACGUUCUGUUACCAACAUCAAUAGCUUGGAGCUCGAAAAGCUAUUGGAUAGCGUAAAAGAAGUAAAGAAGAUAGACAAGAAACCUAACGGAAAGAGCGAGAUAACCUCUAUAGUGCUGUCUCUAGCUAUGCUCGAGCAGUGUUUGGAGUUAUACGACGUAAUGUUUGCGGGUCUAGCGCAGUGGUUUCAAUCAACGAAAUUCGUCAAUAAGUUGCUGUGUUGUCUCCAAAUGUGUUUACAGAAUAGAGCUCAUAUGGAGACUUCUUUGGCUGCCUUACGUUGUCUUACAGCGUAUGCCCGCGGCCCAUUCUCUCGAGAUCUGCUAAUGUGUGACGUAGACCAGUUUCUAUGGCUGCAACUGCUGCCUCCCAAGUUUGAGACAAACAAUUCGAAUGAGCUUCGCUGGAAACAGCAGGAGUGGUGGAAGGUGUAUUCGCACGCGCUCGACUUUAUAACGAUGAUGAUGAUUAAACAUGGAGAUUUCUUCGCCGAUACCGCUUUCACUUUCAUGGGCGUACAUGUUGAACAGAUCUCAGAAGCGGUAUUAUCCGUACGCGGCGGCGCAAGUGCGGGCACGGCGCUGGACGCGUGCGGCGCGGCGCUCGCGUUGUGCGUGCAACUGCUGCAGUACGAGCCGCGAUGGCGGGCCGGUAAUAUGCAGUGCGUGCAUAUUGUUAUGCGCAGUGUGAGUGCGAGCGCGUACCAGUGUGUGACGCAACUGUUGCGGUCGCGUCGCCCCGAGCCCGGCGCCACCGACGAGCCGGCAGCGCUACACAGAUUACUAGAAAUCCUCCACAUGGCUCUACUGUGUUUGUUGAAGUUCGGUCCAGACUUACUGUCUCUACUGGCGGACCCAGCGCUUGACUUAGAACGCUGGCAGCCAUUAAUAGAGCUGCAUUUUGGAGCACCGAAGCUGUCGUAUGAGCCGUUCCCGCAGCUAACCUUCGGCACGAUUCUGUCUGCUAUUUGUCUGCUCAUCAAGUCGCUUAAUCAUACGUACCACACGGAGGAGAUGUCUGCGGGGGUGGUGUCCGGCAGCGGGGGGAGGUCCCCGCGCCGCCGCCGGGCCUGCUCGUGCGGCUCCCCCGGGACACCGGUGUCCGGCACCGGUAGAGAGUCUGUGGGCACGCCAGGAGGUCGGGAGUCAGUGGGCAGCGUGUCGUCAGCGGCGUCGCUGCCGGCGCCGAACCCGCGCCUUAUCGCCGCCGCCGUGCACGCCGCCACUACGCUACUGGCGCAGCAGGCCCUGCUAGUUAUCCGCGACGCGUCCGUCCCGGCUCGACACAAGCAACUCGCCCGGCGCGAGCUCGCGUCCGAACUGCCCGUAUACCACGAGUUCGUGCGGCGCCGCAUCGUGUGUACGGCGCACGCUCGUCCCUACCUCGCCCGACACAAACACGCGCCCGCGCCGCUGCGUGCGAACCCCGCUGAGUUACAGGCGUUGCAGAUGGUGCGUCAAGACGAGCUAGCAGAGCCGACGCCGCCGCCGCCGCCGAAACGCGCCGCGCACGGUGCGCACGAGUCGAUGCGCGAACUCCUACUGCGCAAACACUACCUCGACCGCUGCGCACAAACUCCCACCAAACCCCCAUCCCCAGUCUCACACUCGACCCCCGCGUCCGAUAAGAAAGGCCCCCGAGUCUCCAAACGAGUCUCCUGGGCCGAAACGACCCGCGAAGACGACGAUUAUGCGAUAGAGGAGUCCGACUACUCUAUACUCACAGAAGUCCAGAUCAACAAUGAUGAAGAUUACUUCCAUUUUAUGUCCAUUUUGUUCCUUUAUGUCUGUCAAACUGAAUUGUGAAUGCAUGAUACUUUUUAAGUAAUAAAUCGUUAUUUUGUCACU
Messenger RNA from Aricia agestis (brown argus), 5724 nucleotides. It is a transcript of the gene Nup188, whose product is annotated as nucleoporin Nup188. The transcript is spliced from 18 exons. NCBI's taxonomy places the organism in Eukaryota, Metazoa, Arthropoda, Insecta, Lepidoptera, Lycaenidae. Bases 232 to 5682 code for a protein of 1816 amino acids. Gene Ontology annotation, biological process: RNA export from nucleus; protein import into nucleus. The record is from RefSeq and is a predicted model, not a curated record. Gene Ontology annotation, molecular function: structural constituent of nuclear pore. Gene Ontology annotation, cellular component: nuclear pore inner ring.